CAUAGAAUAAACCACCCUAGGGGUGGUUUAUUCGGGGGCUUAAUUACUUCUAAGGUUCCGGAGGACGCAGGGUGAUGGUGUUGCCCCUUCUAAAGAUGGCCGCCACAUUGAUAACACUGCUCUUGGUUCCAUGGUAUGGCUCCAGAUGCGUAUUAAUGAUGCCGUGCCUGGAGCAUGUGUAACUACGGAGGAAGUUCGGCGCAAGGGAGGCAAUUUAACGUGGUGACGUCCAGGAAGUCCAAAAUAUCUUUCAAGCUUCCUGCCGAAGGGACUAAAGGAAAAGUACGUUUUGGGAGGAUAUUGUUUGCGCACAGCUAUGUCUUCUCAAUUGAUAAAGUCCAGCUACGGGCAAGUCCAUCUGUCACCUUGAGAAAUGGGGACAACCUGAGUCUGACGUGUUUUGUGCAAUUCAUCAAGGGCGAGACGGAAUCCUUUGAGCUGACGACGCAGUUUGCCUUUUUCAAGAAUUUCAAACAGAUCUAUAAUGUGAGCUCUAACAGCCCCAAUGCCACUUACAGGCUGAGCCCAGCGAGGGUGUCCAGCUCCGGGCAGUAUCAGUGUAAGGUGCAUGUGGGGCAAAUGAUGAAGCAAAGCGGGAUAGUGACCAUCACAGUUACAGGCCUGUCAAAACCCAAACUGAGUGUUUCUACCAAUUCCACAAAAGAAGGCCAAACCAUAAUUGUGAAAUGUGAGGCGCCGGAGGAGGAGCCGCCCUUCCGCUUCACCUUCUACAAAAUGAAGAAUAAUGGAAAUAAAGACAUGGAGGUGCUCGGCCCAAUACCUACUUCAGAAAAUCCAGCCUCUAUGGAAGUCUCUAUGGCGGAGGGUGAUCGCAUAGUGAGGUUCCUUUGUGAUGUUGCACUCACUAGCCUUCCCAAUUCAAAUGUCUCUGAUCUCAGUGACUGGAUGUUGGUAACUGUGGAACAACAAUUUUCAACCCCGAGGAUUGAAGUUUCGCCGUCGCUCAAUUUUACCGAAGGGAAAGAAAUGUCGGUUAAGUGCUCGAUCCAGACCUCCUCCUCUGUUUCUGGAAAGGUGCAGCUCUUUAUUCAGAAUGGCACACACAUUCUAACUAGCUCCAAAACAGACACAGUAUGGUAUGCCCAGCGUGCUACAGAGAGCCAUAGUGGCCAAUACAUCUGCAAGGCAGAAUAUGAGCAGACAUCAAAGUCCAACAGCACCAACGUGACUGUGACCGAGCUCUUUAAAUCGCCGAGCCUCUAUUCUAAUAUUCGGAACUCCACUAUGGAUGAAGAUGCGCGCUUGUCUCUGUCUUGCUCUGUUCAAGGGAUCUCACCCUCCUCAGCCCAUAACUUCUCCCUGCUAAAGGACGGGCAAAUCCGCAGCAAUUCGGAGAAACUCGAAAUAUAUGCAAAGACAUCUGACAGCGGCACCUAUAGGUGCAUGGUCACUAUAUCCAACAUCACUAAAACCAGUGGUGACCUGCCCAUCCGUGUGUAUGCCCCGGUUUCCAAACCGCUUCUGAGCCACCGUAACCAGAGUACCAGCAUGGCGGUGCAGGGCAGCACCAUUGAGCUACGGUGCAAGUGUGACAAAGGGACUCCUCCUAUCACCUAUUCCUUAAUGAAAGGCAGCACGGUUUUGAGCAACAUUACUGAGACAGAGGCCAAAGCGGCUAUGUUUAAACUGAAUAUAAGCGAGCAGCAGAAUUCUGGGCAAUAUCGGUGCAGAGCGUACAACUUGCAUAGCAGCUCCCUUGGGUUCAGCAACACCGUCAACAUCACUGUUAUAAGUCCUAUCACGGAGGUCACACUGACGACUAUCCCACAGUCAGGCACAGUGGAAGAAGGCAAAGAGCUUUCUCUGGUGUGUGCAGUAAAAAACGGCAGUUUGCCCAUCGAUUUCCACUUCCUUGUAAAGAGAGGGAAGGAAAGUGUCCUGCACAGCUCAAUGGAUAAAUCCGUGUUCCACUCGGAAACCCAAAUAAAAUCCUUCAGCGCCAAUGACGAUGGGAGCUACUUCUGUAGGGCCACCAAUGGGGCCCAUCAAACUGUGGACAGUAAUCUUGUACAUGUAAAAGCUGUUCUCGCUACCUGGAAGAAGGGGCUCAUCAUCACUUUUGUCGUGUUCAUUCUCAUUGCCGCCGUGGCCAUUUGCUCCUAUUUUUACACAGAAAGAAAGAAAAAAGGAAGAGAAACCGCGCUGGAUAUGAACAGAACAACUAACGAGAAGAGUUCCAGCAAGGAGAAGUCGGCUGCUAUUGGCCUGAGGAGCGAAGAGGAAUCCUGUUUGGUUCCAGGUAACGUCGUCCAAUCAGAGGAUGAGAAUCAUGUUGAUAAAUCACCAGAAGGAAACUUGGGGAACAAUAAAGAGAAGCCGGAGGUGGAGCCGGUCACCCCAAACCCACAUCAAGAUGGCAGUGAGGCGACACCCCGAGAACAGAAGACUCGUGUGAUGUCUAAAUGCCCCAGUGAAGAUGUCUAAAUGCCCCAGUGAAGAUGUCUAAAUGCCCCAGUGAAGAUGUCUAAAUGCCCCGGUGCCCCGGUCACUGCAUGAAGAGAAGCCUAUAAGAAAGAGAAGCAGAGACUAUUGUUGCUUUAUUGGCACUUAUUUAUGGAACAUUCCCAGCCGGUCCCCCCCCCCCACAGCAUCUCAGCCGGUC
Molecule: messenger RNA, 2623 nt
Organism: Xenopus tropicalis (tropical clawed frog)
Lineage: Eukaryota; Metazoa; Chordata; Amphibia; Anura; Pipidae
Gene: pecam1
Product: platelet and endothelial cell adhesion molecule 1
Exons: 16
Coding region: 175-2445 (756 amino acids)
Source: RefSeq, a predicted model, not a curated record